CAACGUAUUCGAGAACUAGAAUUAUUCUUGUACAGCGACUUGCCACUCUGUGUUUUUUAUUCUUCUAUAUCAUUUUUCUUGCUUAAAAGUAUAAUUCAUUACUAUCGAACUUUUGAGAAAUUGAAAAAGAAAUGAGAAUACUAACUCGAAAACACGCUGAAUUAGCAACGAAGUGGAUUCCAACUGCAAUGGCUUAUGGGGCUGCUGGAUCGUUAUCAUUACUGUAUUUUACAGACUGGAAAGCAGUAGUGCGAUAUAUUCCAUUCUAUGGUAGCAAGUUUCAAGAACAAGAAUAAGCUAUAGGAUUCCUCAAGAUUAUGUAAUAGUCUUAUUGAAAUGAUAGAGACUACGUUAUACCAUACUAUAUUUAUGUUUUUUCUGUUUAAUUAAAUAAUAAGUUAUUAAUAAACGUAUGUCAAACUGGUGAUGACAUGCAUUCAUCAAAA
Messenger RNA from Monomorium pharaonis (pharaoh ant), 446 nucleotides. It is a transcript of the gene UQCR-6.4, whose product is annotated as cytochrome b-c1 complex subunit 10. Gene Ontology annotation, biological process: mitochondrial electron transport, ubiquinol to cytochrome c. The coding region runs from base 132 to 296 and encodes 54 amino acids. Gene Ontology annotation, cellular component: mitochondrial inner membrane. NCBI's taxonomy places the organism in Eukaryota, Metazoa, Arthropoda, Insecta, Hymenoptera, Formicidae. The record is from RefSeq and is a predicted model, not a curated record. The transcript is spliced from 2 exons.